Nilaparvata lugens (brown planthopper) is the source of this 3241-nucleotide messenger RNA. Its product is annotated as F-box/LRR-repeat protein 20. The record is from RefSeq and is a predicted model, not a curated record. The transcript has 9 exons. Gene Ontology annotation, cellular component: SCF ubiquitin ligase complex. Gene Ontology annotation, biological process: SCF-dependent proteasomal ubiquitin-dependent protein catabolic process. Bases 325 to 1629 code for a protein of 434 amino acids. NCBI's taxonomy places the organism in Eukaryota, Metazoa, Arthropoda, Insecta, Hemiptera, Delphacidae. Gene Ontology annotation, molecular function: protein binding.
AUUGUCAUUGUUAUAAAUCCGAUCAUAAUAAUGAAAUUGAAAUGUACAUUAUCAUUAUCAUAAUAAACAUGAAUGUGUAGUGUGGAAGUGCGUGUAAUAUUAACAGAAAACCUCUUCAAUUUUAAUUUUUCUAGCUGAAUAUUACCAAAUGCAUUGAUAUUUCAUUCAGGAAAUGAAAUAUCGACGUGUUUUGAACUGCAUGAUAUUCAACUAUUUUGUUUGACUAUUACAUUUUUAGUUUUGUUUCAUUGAUAUUUACCUCGGAUUUUUAUCCAAUUUUAUUUAUGACCACCCUUGAGAUUUCUAGUUUCUACUCGUGGAAGAAUGAUACACAACACGAGACAUAAAAUCGAGUUGUCCCGGGUAUUUUUUGAAGAUGAUGCUCUGAUAAACAAAAAAUUGCCAAAGGAAUUGCUUCUCAGGAUUUUCUCAUACUUGGAUGUUGUGUCAUUGUGUAGAUGUGCACAAGUAUCACGGUCGUGGAAUGUCCUCGCACUUGACGGAAGUAAUUGGCAGCGAAUUGAUUUGUUUGAUUUCCAAACUGAUGUGGAGGGACCGGUGAUAGAAAACAUAUCUCGAAGAUGUGGAGGUUUUUUAAGAAAAUUGAGUCUUCGUGGCUGUAAAUCAGUAGGAGAUGUUUCUAUGACAUUUCUCGCUUCUUCCUGCUGCAAUAUUGAAGAUCUCAAUUUGAACGGAUGUAAGCAAAUCAGCGACAACACAUGCCACGCUCUGAGCAAAAACUGUCCGAAGCUGCAAAGAUUGGACCUGACCUCAUGUUGUGCAAUAACUGAUCUCUCACUAAAGGCUCUCUCAGAUGGCUGCUCACAGUUAACACACAUUAAUAUCUCAUGGUGUGAAAACAUCACCGAAAAUGGUGUUGAGGCUUUAGCGAAGGGUUGUAAAAAGCUUAAAUCUUUUAUCUCCAAAGGAUGUGUCCAAGUAACGGAUAAAGCUAUUGGCUGUUUGGCUGAGAAUUGCCACAAUUUAGAAGUGAUAAAUCUACUCGGUUGCAUUAGUAUAGAAGACGAAGCGGUAACAAAAUUAGCUGAGAAUUGUAUGCGAUUACACUACCUGUGCUUGUCAGGUUGUUCUCACCUGACAGACACUUCGCUCAUAGUUCUUGCUCAGCAAUGCCACAUGCUUAGUACGUUGGAAGUCGCGGGUUGCUCACAAUUUACAGACACAGGUUUUCAAGCACUUGCGCGUAGCUGUAGAGUACUAGAGAAAAUGGACUUGGAAGAAUGUGUACUUAUUACUGAUACUACUUUAAUACACUUAGCUAUGGGUUGUCCUCGCCUUGAAAAAUUGUCGCUGUCACAUUGUGAGCUGAUCACCGACGACGGAAUUCGUCAGCUCGGAACAUCGCCGUGUGCCGCUGAACAUUUAACAGUUCUCGAGCUGGAUAAUUGUCCUUUAAUCACAGAUGCCUCCCUAGAACACCUAAUAUCGUGCCACAAUCUGCAGCGCAUAGAGCUGUAUGACUGUCAGCUGAUCACGAGAGCUGGCAUUCGUCGACUGAGAAAUCACCUGCCCAACAUCAAAGUGCAUGCUUACUUCGCGCCUGUCACUCCACCCCCCUCGACAGGGGGCUCCAGACAACGAUAUUGUCGCUGUUGUGUGCUGCUCUGAAUAUUAAUCACUAUAGUGAGGUCCACGUUAUAAUGGCAGCACCUGAUUAACAUCCUUGCUAUCCUUGUCUAUCAUUCCACAAAACAUAUAGCGCUAUCCUAUUCUAGCUCCGUUACCAGAUCGUUUUUCAUCAAUGUAAAAAUAAUUGAAAGAAUAAAACGUUGAUAUUGUCAAUACCGGAGUGAUCCGUGGUCUAGUGGAUAGAGUGCAUGCGUAGCAGCAUAGAGAUCCCGGGUUCAAACCCUCUCAAUACCAAAAGUUUUUUAACCAGAUCACUCCCGUGUUAUCGGAUGGGCACGUUAAACUGUCGGUCCCGGCUGAAGUAUAACAGUCGUAAGGCCCAUUGACGGCUUAAAUUAUAUAUUCAGGCGGUGGGACCUUCCCGCAAGGGACUCCCCACCAACAAAAGCCAUACGAAUUUACUUUAUUUACUAUUGUCAAUACCACUUUUAUUUAUUUGAAAAUUAAUUCAUAAUACAGAACCAGGUUUCAUGGUAAUACCUACCACAUCUUCACCUAAACUUAUAUGUUUGUUGUUAUUGAAGGAACAGAUAAUUCAAUUUUAGUUGGAAUUGUAAAAGGGAAGGAGAAUAAAAAUUGUUUGUGGGAAUAAUGAUGGAAUUAAACUAUGCUAAUAUUUGUAGAAAGGAAAAUUCUAUGUGUUGGGGUUAACACUAUCAUUAAUCCAUCUAUUCCCACUAACAAUUUUCAUUCUCCUUCCCUUUUACAACCCCAACACAUAAACUAAAAUUGACAACAAACAUAUUAGUUCAGCUGAAGAUGUGGUAGGUGUUACCAUGAAAACCUGGUUCUGUAUUAUGAAUUAAUUUUCAAAUAAAUAAAAGUAGUAUUGACAAUAUCAACGUCUUAUUCUUUCAAUUAUGGAGAAAUACCACCACAUCUCUUACCAUACAAUCAAAUAAUGUAAAAAUAUGUCAGCAACAAAAUAUUCAAUCUCAAUUAAAAUCUAUUUUUUCUUGACAAACAAAUUAUAAUUUAUGAUUUUGAACAUUAAUAAGCAGUUAAUCAGAUAUACCGGCAUCACCUAUCCUUCAUAGAAGGCAUAGAAUUGGCAAUGUUGUUCUCCUAUCUUUCUCCACUGCCAUUAUAACGUGGACUUGACUAUAAACUGGGCUCCCGUUGACACUGACAACACCGCAACUGUCGUCCAACUCAUUCAAACCGACACAUUUUUGAAGGUCAACCUUAACAGUAAUAAUACAUUUUAUAAAUCUCCUAAAAAUGUAAACAUCCGUUCCUGUUGAUCAAGGAUCUUGAUUGACUAUUGGUUUUUUAGCGUAGAAAUUUAUUUUUAGGGAAAAAUAGUUAUUUGUGCAACUAGGGCGCAAAGUGACAGUUUGCUGCACUAAAAGAAACGUUUAUGCACAAGCUGUAGGCGAGUGCGGAAUGGUUUCUUGAGUGCAGCAAAGGAACUUUGCGCACUUAUUUCACAUUAAAUUUUUCCUACAGUUACCAUUGAAUAUGAAAAGUGAGUAAUUAUGGGUAGAAUGUCCUGAAAUCCAUCCAAUGUUUGUGUGUAUGAUUUUGUAAUUAAUAACAAAUUUAAUUUUAAAAUUGAUAAUUCAAUAAAAAAUUGUUUUCUUCUAAAUUU